Messenger RNA from Diplodia corticola, 663 nucleotides. Its product is annotated as antigenic cell wall galactomannoprotein. The transcript has 3 exons. Gene Ontology annotation, cellular component: extracellular region. The coding region runs from base 1 to 663 and encodes 220 amino acids. The record is from RefSeq and is a predicted model, not a curated record. NCBI's taxonomy places the organism in Eukaryota, Fungi, Ascomycota, Dothideomycetes, Botryosphaeriales, Botryosphaeriaceae.
AUGCGUUUCGGAAUUUUGGCGGCUGUCAUUUUCUCCUCGGUCGUCUUUGCCGUGCCGAUUGCAGAGAAAAGACACGCAGCUCUAAUCGAGAGCCGGGAAGAUGCGCCAGUCCCAACCGGGGCUGCGGCCUUCGGUGAAGCACUCGGGACGAUUGGAGACAACCUCAAGACCACCAACGAGACACUCAACGAAUACUCGGGCGGUCUCAAAGGCAUCGGUCAGCUUCUCAAGAUCCAGUCGGCAACCAGCGAUCUCGGCGACGCCAUAUCCAAUGCGACGGCGGUUGCCAAAGCAACUGGCCAAUUGAGUCUCGCAGACUCCGCCACCGUCGGCCAACAGUUCCUACAGCUUCAACCGCAGAUCAACAGCUUGUUGGACAACAUCAUGUCCAAGCGUGCUGAGUUCCAAAAUGCGGGUUUCGGGCUCAUCGACGUCAUUUCGCUUCUGCGAUCGAAUCUGGAAGAACAGAAACAGGAAUCCAAGGAACUGGGCGAUGCAACGAUUGCCAUCCUCGACCCUUCACUCACAUCUGUCGCUACGCCCAUCAAUGAAGAGAUCCAGACCAAGUUUGACGACGCCAUCGCUGCGUAUCAGGGUCGGGGUGGGCUCAUCACGAUUCCUCCAGGCCUCAUCGGGUUGCUUGGCGAUGGGGAUGGCAACUGA